ACACCGACGAGGAGCAGCAGCAGAGAGCAGAGCUGAGAGGAAGACAGUCCACAGCACCGCAGAAUCCCACCGAGAAACAUCCACACAAUCAUUCCACAUCAUGGAUCGGGAGCAAACCAUCAACUUUGGAGCGGGACCAGCAAAACUCCCGCAAACCGUGCUGUUUCAAGCACAGAAGGAGCUGCUCAACUACAGUGGCUCUGGAAUUAGUGUUCUUGAGAUGAGCCACCGAUCAUCAGACUUCAACAAAAUCAUCAACAAAACAGAGAAUCUCCUGCGAGAGUUGUUAAAUAUCCCAGACAACUACAAAGUCAUGUUCCUGCAGGGCGGCGGGUCUGGACAGUUCAGCGGUGUUCCUCUCAACCUGAUCGGCCUGAAAGAGGACCGGUGUGCCGAUUACAUAGUGACCGGAACGUGGUCAGCGAAAGCGGCGAAAGAAGCAGAGAAAUACGGAAAAGUCAACGUCGUCCAUCCAAAGUUGGAUAGUUACACAAAAAUCCCCGACCCCAGCAGCUGGACCCUGAACCCAUCGGCCUCCUACGUGUACUACUGCUGCAACGAGACCGUGCACGGCGUGGAAUACAACUUCACACCUGAAACCAACGGGGUGGUCCUCGUCAGCGACAUGUCGUCCAACUUCCUGUCCCGACCUGUGGACGUGUCGAAGUUUGGUCUAAUCUUCGCGGGUGCUCAGAAGAACGUGGGUUGCGCCGGCGUCACUGUGGUCAUCGUGAGAGAAGACUUGUUGGGUCACGCUCUGAAGGAGUGUCCCAUCGUCCUGGACUACAAGGUUCAGGCUGAGAUGAACUCUCUCUACAACACGCCGCCGUGCUUCAGCAUCUAUAUCAUGGGUCUGGUUCUGGAGUGGAUUAAGAAUAAUGGCGGCAGCGCCGCCAUGGAGACGCUCAACAAGCAGAAGUCCGCCAUGAUUUAUGACAUCAUCAGCGCUUCUAACGGUUUCUAUGCGUGUCCUGUAGAGACGGCUUGUCGAAGCCGCAUGAACGUACCGUUUCGUGUGGGGAAGAAAGAAGGAGAUGAUGCUUUGGAAAAGGAAUUUCUGGAAGGAGCAUCCAAACGUGGAAUGAUAUCACUGAAAGGACACAGGUCAGUUGGAGGAAUCCGUGCCUCCCUGUACAACGCUGUAACAGUAGAGGACACUGCAGCCCUCGCUGGCUACAUGAGGGAAUUCCUCAAAGAGCACCAAUAAAACCGACUGCUGCUGCUACGAGUUGAUUCAUGUCACACGGUGGCAUUUUGCUACUUUAGUUUUUAAAAAUCCUCUUGUUUACUUCUCGUUGAGAUCCAUGUUGGAUGUGGAAGGUGUCCUUUUAGACACCUGUUUUGUAACGCCAACCCUUAGUUUCCUAAAAAGCCUAAACUGCUGUUCCAAGUAAAGAUUUAAUGAUAUCAGUGUAUCAUAGAAUUACUAUUUAAGUGAAUUUGUUGACUAACAGUGCUUUGAUGUACAUAUGCUGUAGGUAAUUCUUGUUCAAAAUGUGUUUACAUUCCAGUAAAUCUUACUGACGCACAAAAACAUA
Molecule: messenger RNA, 1538 nt
Organism: Amphiprion ocellaris (clown anemonefish)
Lineage: Eukaryota; Metazoa; Chordata; Actinopteri; Pomacentridae
Gene: psat1
Product: phosphoserine aminotransferase 1
Exons: 9
Coding region: 101-1207 (368 amino acids)
Biological process (GO): L-serine biosynthetic process
Cellular component (GO): cytoplasm
Molecular function (GO): pyridoxal phosphate binding; O-phospho-L-serine:2-oxoglutarate transaminase activity
Source: RefSeq, a predicted model, not a curated record